AAAGACACAAACCCACCCACUCACUUUUGCUCUUCAUCAGUCAGUCAUCACCACCAUCAUCUUCAAUUCACCCCCCUAACUCAUUUCCAAUGGCGUCUAGUUUCUUUACCAAAAUCCCUUCGCUCACUGCAAUUUUCUCCAUCUACACAUCUCUCUCCGCCUUCACUCUCCUCUUCAGAACCAUUUUAUAUGAGAUCAUACCAGCCGAGAUCCGUGACUUCGUCGUCUCCAAAUUCAAAGACUACUUCUCUUCUUAUUUCAGCUCCAACUUCACUUUCAUCAUCGAGGAGCACUGCGAUUUCGUUACCAACCAGAUUUUCCGUGCAGCUCAAGUCUACUUGCCGACCCUUCUCACAAGAAUCUCCACAGGGAGUCUCCUCGUCAGUUCCAGCAACCUCAAGAACCCGACGGCUAAACCCAAGUUCGGCAUCCCAGUUAACGCCAAGAUCACCGAUGAGUUCGAAGGGAUUCAUCUUGAAUGGACUCUUCACGCUGAAAAAGACACUAGUUCUUACCAGAGUAGACAGAGACGGUACUUUCAUUUGACAUGUAAGAAGGAGUUUAGGGACAAGAUUAUGUCAGAUUACUUCACAUAUAUUGCGGAAUCAUCGGCGAAGAUGUUGGCAAACAGAGACAAUCUCAAGAUCCACAGUUUCAACUCAGAGUUUAAUGAAUGGGAGUCAACGAUCUUCCAACACCACACGACGUUUGAAACACUGGCGAUGGAACCUGAGCUCAAGAACACAUUGAUCCGUGACCUAGACGCUUUCUCCAAAAGAAAAGACUACUUCAAAACCGUGGGAAGAGCUUGGAAACGCGGUUAUCUUCUUUACGGUCCGCCUGGAACAGGGAAAUCAUCGCUUGUUGCUGCGAUUGCUAAUCACAUGAACUAUAGUAUCUAUGAUCUUCAGAUCCAGAGUGUCAAAGGUGAUGCUAUGCUAAGACAGAUUCUUACUUCAACCGAGAACCGCUCCAUCCUUCUCAUCGAAGAUCUUGAUUGUUCUGGAGCGGAUGCUUCUUGUAGAAACGAAAAUAAAGAUGAUGGUGAACCUGGCAAGAGUCAGAACAAGAAGGACAAGGACGAGGAUCCUAAGGUAACUUUGUCUGGUCUACUAAACUUUGUAGACGGGUUAUGGUCAAGCUGUGUAGAGCAACGAAUCAUAGUAUUCACAACGAAUCACAAGGAGAAGCUCGAUCCAGCAUUGUUGAGACCAGGAAGGAUGGAUGUUCAUAUUCUCAUGGACUACUGUACACCAACUGUCUUCAAGAAACUCGCUGCAUUGUAUCUCAACAUCGAAGAACACGUUUCGUUUGAGGCCAUUGAGAAGUUGUUGCUCGAGGUGAAAGCAACCCCAGCUGAGAUCACCGAGCAGCUUAUGGUGAGCGAUAAUCCGGAUGUUACGCUUAAGGUUCUUGUUGAGUUUCUUGAAACCAAGAAGUUGACUAAGGAGGAUACCGUAAACUCUGAAAUCAAAGAAGCAGAAGCAUGAGACUUCAACUCAAGGAUCCGUGGAAGUAGGUCUAUAUAUAGUUACUGACUAUUUGUACUUAAGACGUCUUUGUCUCAGUUUCAUAUUUGGAAUUUAUCAUUAAUUUAGUACUUUAUCGAUGUAAUCUGCAAGCUUUUGAGUUCAUAUAUUGAACCAAAUUAAGA
This is a messenger RNA of Camelina sativa (false flax), 1654 nucleotides long. RefSeq names its product AAA-ATPase At1g43910-like. NCBI's taxonomy places the organism in Eukaryota, Viridiplantae, Streptophyta, Magnoliopsida, Brassicales, Brassicaceae. Gene Ontology annotation, molecular function: ATP binding; ATP hydrolysis activity. The record is from RefSeq and is a predicted model, not a curated record.